This is a messenger RNA of Cuscuta campestris, 3159 nucleotides long. Lineage: Eukaryota; Viridiplantae; Streptophyta; Magnoliopsida; Solanales; Convolvulaceae. The record is from the annotation of a GenBank genome assembly.
ACGGAAUUAACCACCGUUGAAGCGGCCCUGGCGAUUUGGUUUCUUUCAUUGCCUCAAACGGCUAAACUUCGUUUUGGUUUUUACAGUUUGAGGCAUUGAAGCAUUGAUUGCAACUUGGCGUGGCGUUACGGAAUUAACCACCGUUGAAGCGGCCCUGGCGAUUUGGUUUCUUUCAUUGCCUCAAACGGCUAAACUUCGUUUUGUGAUUUUUAGGCUUUGUUUGUUUGAGGCAGUGAAGAAACUGAACGUAACUUGGCGUUGGGUUACCUUACUAACCACCAUUAUACCAGCCAUGGCAAUUUGGUUUCUUAGAUUGCCUCAAGUGUAUCAAUUUUGUGUGGGUGUGUAUAAGAAAUCACGGGUGUUCAGAAUUUGAAUUUAUGAAAUUAAUUACUUUGAUUUUCAGGUUUUUACAGUUUGAGGCAUUGAAGAAUUGAAUGCAACUUGGCGUGGCGUUACGGAAUUAACCACCGUUGAAGCGGCCCUGGCGAUUUGGUUUCUUUCAUUUCCUCAAACGCCUAAACUUCGUGCUGGUAUGGGUAAAUAUUUUAUGGCAUAUGAUGAUUUUGAAGUAAUGAAAUAUGUUUCUCUGAUUUUCAGGCUUUGUUCAUUUCAGGCAAUUUAAGAAACCAAUGUAAUAUGGCGCGGUGUUACGCAAUUAAGCACCAUUGUAGACUCCAUUGCGAUUUGGUUUCUUAAAUUGCCUGAAAUGUAGCCAUUCACGUGGGCCUGUGUUUUUACAGUUUGAGGCAUUGAAGAAUUGAAUGCAACUUGGCGUGGCGUUACGGAAUUAACCACCGUUGAAGCGGCCCUGGCGAUUUGGUUUCUUUCAUUGCCUCAAACGCCUAAACUUCGUGCUGGUGUGAGUAAAUAUUGAAAGGGAUAGCAUUAAAAGCCGUCAAAGAAUCAACGAUGGAUGAUUCAAGCGACGAUGAUGAAGUCAAGCUUGUCAUGAAGAAGUUUUGUAAACUUCUAAGGAAGAAAGAAAAGGUUGAGGAUGGCCCUGUGUGCUAUGGAUGUGGUGAAGCCGGGCACAUCAAGAAUAAAUGCCCGAAAAGAAGGAAUGCUCGGCACUUCAAAAGGCAAAGGGCAUAUAUCUCUUGGGGUGGCGACUCCGGCGACGAGUCAACCGAUCAAGACGAUGAUGAAACUGCCAACCUCUAUCUCAUGGCACACGAAGACCAAACCGACGAUGUACAAGAGGUAUGUACCAUUUCUUCUGACUCUUACACCUUUGAAGAAAUGCAAGAAGCACUUCAUGAACUUUAUGAUGAAUUUGUUAGCGCUUCUAAAAUCAACAAAUCAUUAAAGAAACGCCUCUCCACUCUUGAAAAUGAUUUUGAAAAUCUGGAAAAAGAUAAUGAGAAGUUAAAACAAGAGAAUAAAUUUUAUGGCAAAAGAAGCGCCGACAAGCCAGAAAGUUCCUCAAACGAAUGUGAAUCUUGCAAAGCUUUAGAGGAACAAGUCACAAAACUUGAGGUAGCCACCUUCCCAUCGAUGGGUGACUUUUACCAUCGCUGGGAAGGCAGCCUUGUUUUCUUCUCGCUUUCCAGUAGCGACCCUCCCAUCGAUGGGAAGUUUCUUACCAUCGCGGGGACGGCAGUUGAAAUUCAAAAAUUAUGGCCGUUGGGCACCGAAUUUAAUGCCCAACAGCCAUAUUUUUUGAAUUCACACGGUUUCAUCUUCCUCUCCCUAUAUAUUCACAUCAUCCCUUACAUUCUUAACAUACAAUUAACACCACUCUUUCAUUCCUCUAGCCAAUUACACUCUUUUCAUCAAUCUUUCGUAAGAAACGCCUCAAUCAUGGCCGGAGGAAAGUCCAAGAGCAAGGCCUCCAAGAAGAAGACCGUCGCCGAAGCUUCGAGCUCUGCGCCUCAACCCUUCCCGUACCUGGACGGAUCCUUCUUGGAGUUUGGGUCGGAAGAGGAACUCUCUCGUUUCAUCACUCACUUCGCCAAACGCCGCAUCUCACCGCCAAGGGUGCUGCCCGAGUUGUUCCCUCAACAGAAGGGAUACCACGACCUCGACGAUCAACUCAAGGAGUCGGGUUUGUGGCCCUUCGUCUCCAAAAGCCACACCUCCUUCAAUCUCGCCUAUGUCCGGGCCUUUUACUCCAAUCUCCGCCAGGACGGGGACACUAUUCGCAGUAGCAUCAAUCUCUACGACCUAGAGUUUGAUUUGGCUACCUUUGCUCGGGUCGCAGGCUUGCCCACUCGCGGUGACGACAUCGCGACAUAUGGUGGCGAUGAUUGGAUUCUCAACAACGAGGCGGUGGUCAUCCAAGAGCUUGGAAUCACCAACCUCGUCCGUCACAGCGGCGCACCAACCAUCCACUCAGCCCCGCCGGAAGGGCGUCUUCUCCUAUACAUCCUCACUCGGAUUCUUCGCCCCCGGGAUAGUAGCCACACCAGUCUCUCCAACGAGGAUUUCAAGGCGGUUCAUGCUAUCAUCCAUGGCGCCUCGAUCAAUUGGGCAAAAUACGUCAUGAUUCACAUGGCGGAUUGCGCCUCCAUCACCACCGAGCGGAGCUUGCCAUACGCCUUCCUCGUCAUGGACCUCAUUGUUGCCUCCGACAUCCAUAUCGCCGGCCCGGACACAAAGAUGAUGAAGAUUUGGAUCAUCCAAGACAGCACCUUCCGGAAGAACUCCGGUGACGAAACCGGCGCAGGACCAAGUCGAGCUCCAGCCCCCGCUUCCGCCAAGGCCUCCUUACAGUCCAUAGCCGAUACCCUGAAUCGGCUAACCAUCGAGAGGAUUGACUGGUCGCUGCAACGCCAACACCACGACAUGAGGGCGUACUUCCGCGGCAUCAACUACGUCCCGCCGCCCUUUGACAGCACCUUCCUCGGUCAAAACUAUGAAGGCGAGGACGAGGAGGAUGACUCAUAUGCUCCGUCUUCCUCCCCCGACGAGGCCGACUUUGAGGACGCGGUCGACGGGGAUCUCAUGGACGUUGAGGACGACGAAGAAGACGAUGACGCCGAGGACGAGGACGCCGCUGCCUAGACUCUUCUCUCUCUCCUUUCCCUACUUUAAUUGCAUUUUUUAUUUCAAUUCCGUUGUACUCCGCAUUUUCUCCUUUUUUUAAUGAAUCAAUUCUAUUACAGUGAUUUUUAGGCUUUGUUUGUUUGAGGCAGUGAAGAAACUGAACGUAACAUG